UAAAUAAAAAAAACACAACACACAGCCUCUCGCCCUUAAACCCUAGAAUACCUAAACAAAAACCCUUUUGGCUCAACCAUCCAUCCAACCACCCAAUUAAUCAUGGCGGCGACACCUUCCGCCGGAGUAGAAGCACUCCACCACCUGAAACUAACAGAGCCACCGAUGUACCUAACUCCGUCACCUGAACUCGCAAACGCCGCUCGUAUCGCUUCAGAACACUUAUUCGCUUCACUGAAACCCUACACAUCUAAAUCACCAUUUGACCGUCUUCUCGUUGACCACAAGUUUGACGCCGAACAGAUUUGGCAGCAAAUUGACCUCCAAUCUCAGCCGCUGAUCUCCGCCAUCCGCCGUCAAGUUGACAAAUUUGAAAAGGAUCCAAAACAGCUCAAAAACAUUUUCAAAAGUGGUGAAUCUGAGCAACAUAUUGAUGAGGAUUUAGGUUUUGAGAAAGUAGAAAAUGAUGAUGACGUGAUUCAUGACGUGGAGGAUGAUGAUGAUGAGGAUGAUGUCGAUAAUGAUGAGGAUGAGGUGGAUGAUGAUGAUGAUGAUGUGGAUGAUGAGAAGAGAGGUGAAGGUGGAUUGGAGGAUGGAUUUUUUAGUAUUGAGAAAAUGAAGGAAUAUAUGGAAGAUGAUGAAGCUAAAGAGUACGGAAUUGAUGUUAAGAAAAAUAAAAAAUCAGCGACAAAAGCGGCAAACGAGUUUGGGGAAGAAGAAGAUGACGAAGACGAUGAUGAUGAUGAUGAGUUGUUUGGUGAAGGCGAUGAUGACGAUUCAGAAGGUGAAGAUGCUAGAUAUGAGGAUUUCUUUACAUCUAAUAAGAAACGUGCUGAAAAUAAGAAACCUAUAGUGCACAAGGAGGUGGAGGAUGUAGAGAUGAGAGAUGAAGAAGAAACUGAGGAUUCAAAAGACGAGGGUGAUCAGGAUGGUGAUGAUGCGGUAUCUGAUGACGAGGUGAAGGAUGCCAAUCUUUCUACACAUGAGAAGCAGCUUAUAGAACAGCGAGCUAAAAUAGAGGAGGUGGAGAGGGAGAACUUAGCAGCAAAGUCGUGGACCAUGCGGGGAGAGGUAAGUGCAACUAAAAGACCCAAGAAUAGUGCUUUAGAAGUUGAUUUGGAUUGGGAUCGCAAUGUAAAUCCACCACCAGUUAUCACAGAGGAGGUUUCCCAGUCCAUUGAAGAACUAAUUAUGAAAAGGAUAUCCGAGGGUCACUUUGAUGAUGUCGAAAGGCCUCCUAGCUCACCUUCCAAGGCACCAAGGGAAAUGAAGGAAUUGGAUGAGAAUCAGAGUAAGAAGGGCCUUGGCGAAAUAUAUGCAGAUGAGUAUGCUGUGAAGACCGGCCUGGUGUCAAAAGCAUUGACUAUAUUAGAUGAGCAAAAGAAGGAGGCAACAGAAAUUUUCAAGAAAUUAUGUCUGAAGUUGGAUGCCCUAUCCCACUUCCACUUCACUCCAAAACCAAUAAUUGAAGACAUGUCUAUUCAACCAAAUGUUCCUGCCCUUGCAAUGGAAGAGAUUGCACCUUUGGCAGUUUCGGAUGUAGCUAUGCUGGCUCCUGAAGAAGUAUUUUCUGGCAAAGGAGACAUUAAAGAAGAAGCAGAACUAACACAGGCAGAUAGAAAGAGGAGGCGAGCUAAUAAGAAAAGGAAGUUUAAAGCUGAGAACGCUAAUAAGAUAGUGAAGAAGGCACGCGAAAGCACAAUAUCAGCAGAUGAUGGCAAGGGAGAACCAUGAGUUUCUGGCACAUAUCGGUUUAUUAUUUGACCGAUCAUUUAACUACAAUGGAAGAUUUCUGAUAGUUUUGAUUCUGCACCAGUUGUGCGAAGGAAUGAUCAGAAAAGCAAAUGAUGGCUGGUUGCCUUUCAUUCAUCUGGAAAGUUUUGUUCUAAUAUUUAUAGAGGUAACAGAAAUGAAUAUAUCGUUUGAGUUAAUGGAAUUUCAUUUCCAUGCCAGGUUUAUUUAUUUACACUUGGUUAUAAAGUGAUAAUUAAUCCCAA
Molecule: messenger RNA, 1997 nt
Organism: Erigeron canadensis
Lineage: Eukaryota; Viridiplantae; Streptophyta; Magnoliopsida; Asterales; Asteraceae
Product: U3 small nucleolar ribonucleoprotein protein MPP10
Exons: 12
Coding region: 103-1734 (543 amino acids)
Biological process (GO): rRNA processing
Cellular component (GO): sno(s)RNA-containing ribonucleoprotein complex; Mpp10 complex; nucleus
Source: RefSeq, a predicted model, not a curated record